AUGGACUUGCUUAGGAAUCUUGGAUCGGCUGCUGUCUCGUCUCUGGUGCAGAAAUCCGGUCUAAAUUUGCCCUUUUCUCUUGGAGAGAAGAACACGUACUUUGAGGGUAGAACAAUCUGGACACUUUACGAUGGUACAAAGAGGGAUGAUGGAACGCCAGUAUCAGUUUUUAUCUUUGACUCGAAUCAGCCUCCUAGGAGAAAUUUACUUCCCCUGGCAAAGAAUGCUUUGCGAAAGCUGCGCACCGUUCGGCAUCCGGAUGUCCUCAAAUUUAUCGAUACUGCGGAGUCGGAUACUAUUGUCUACAUUAUGACAGAGCGCGUAAAACCAUUGGGACAAGUACUGCAGUCUUGGUCGACAAAGGGUGCGAAAGAGCGCGAGGAGUGGAACGUGUGGGGCUUGCAGCGCAUAUCAGUCACCCUGGCCUUCGUAAACGACUCUUGUGCAUCAACACAUGGGAACGUGCGCAUAGACUCAAUAUUCUUGUCCCCCUCUGGUGAAUGGAGACUUGGUGGAUUUGAACUUCUCAGUAAUGCUAAGGACGACCAAGCCGUCCUUUAUACCCUUGGAAGUGUCUUGCCCGAUUCUAAUAGGCAUGCCUCCCCUGAAGUCAAAAAGGCUGGCUGGUCAUCUUUGAAAGAGCACCACCCAGCAGUUGCAGAUGCAUAUGCCCUAGGUCUCCUCAUCCACUCCAUAUUUAAUCCGAAUGCACCCCUACCAGCAACAGCAGACCCACCCCAUCCUCCUCCUCCUGCCUCCUCACGUGGUGCAAUUCCCCCACCAAUUUUCACUCAGUACAAGAAGCUCCUUAAUCCCAAUGCAAAAUCACGCAUAUCCCCUGCUGCUUUUCUCGAAAUCGGUAUGGGGCAGACAGGAGAAGGCACUGGAUUUUUCGCGAAUAAUACCUUUGUCCGCAUGUGCGAAGGUCUGGAUCAGUUCAAUAUCAAGGGAGAGGCUGAGAAAGCAGUUUUGCUUAAAUCGAUAAAAGAUUCAGCAUCGACUCUGCCACCCGAGUUCGCAUCGCAUCGAGUGUUACCAUCCUUAGUAUCUGCGCUCGAGUUCGGUGGUGCAACAGCAAAUACGAUUCUCCCCAUCGUUUUGCAAUUAGGUGUUCAUGCCUCCCCGACGGACUAUCCUACGAUAGUCCUUGCUCCGGUUACAAAACUUUUCGCUAGCCCCGAUCGUGGAACACGCAUAGCACUACUCGAACAUCUUUCCGAAUACGCCGACAAGCUUGAUAAUAAGACUGUUGCAGAUAAAAUUUGGCCGCAUCUUCAAACGGGAUUUACGGAUACGGUUGCAGUUAUUCGGGAGGCUACGGUUAAAUCAAUUGGUCUUCUUUAUCUUAAGUUCAAUGAUAGGAUACUCAACAACGACCUUCUCCGACAUCUUGCGAAGAUGCAAUCAGACCCAGAAUCCGCAAUACGAACAAAUACUUGCAUUCUUAUUGGACGAUUGGGACCUUCGCUAGGUUACAAUACGAAGAAAAAGGUGCUCGUCCCAGCCUUCGCACGAGCACUCAAAGAUCCGUUCGUACAUGCAAGAGUGGCUGGCCUUAUGGCAUUCAUGGCAACGAUUGAUUGUUUUGACGCUGAGGAUCUUGCGACGAAGGUCAUUCCGAGUAUAUCAUCCACGCUGAUCGACAAAGAAAAGCUAGUACGAGACCAAGCAUUCAAAGCUAUGGAUCUCUUUAUCAAGAAAGUGGAAUCCCAUGCAGCAUCGAUGGUACGGCUCUCAAUUCUAGAAGAUAUUUAG
Molecule: messenger RNA, 1755 nt
Organism: Fomitiporia mediterranea MF3/22
Lineage: Eukaryota; Fungi; Basidiomycota; Agaricomycetes; Hymenochaetales; Hymenochaetaceae
Product: ARM repeat-containing protein
Exons: 8
Coding region: 1-1755 (584 amino acids)
Biological process (GO): protein phosphorylation; tRNA export from nucleus
Cellular component (GO): cytoplasm
Molecular function (GO): protein kinase activity; ATP binding
Source: RefSeq, a predicted model, not a curated record